CAGUCCUUCCCCGGCACAGGGCGACGUCACCAGAUAACACCCCUCACCACCCACAACAAACUAGCUAAGUGGUAGUUCCGUAUAUGAAUGCCAGGGCAGAAAAAAAGGUGUUACUACUGCUCCGGUAUAAAGUCCACCUGCGUACGGUUUUUGUAGGGCGUUAGGUGGGCGGAUCGGGUGUUCGCCGGGUGUACGCAAGUCCCUUUACAGAAUUUCAUUCGUGCCACGGGGCACUGCCACAGGCAGAAGGUGUCCGCUGGGCGAAGUGCCAGGGUACGCACUGCGCCCUCUCACGUUGCUCUGUUUGUGUAGUGGCUGUCUUGGUGUCACGGAGCCGGUAGUAGGAUGUCAGAGUCGGUGGUGGGAACGAAGCAGGCCAAAGAGACGGAGAAUGCGGAGAAGUACGGCAUGGCUGUGAGCAAAUCUGCUUCCAAAAAGGUAAAGCAGAUCCAGUUUGCAGAUGAAAUGCAGGAAUUCAGCAAGUUUCCAACCAAGAGUGGUCGUCGAUCACUAUCCCGUUCUAUUUCCCAGUCUUCCACAGAUAGCUACAGUUCAGCUGCAUCUUAUACAGACAGCUCUGAUGAUGAACAGUCUCCUAGACAAAAACAACAAGUUAAUUCCAGGGGUGGUUCUGACUUUUGUGUGAAAAACAUCCAGCAAGCAGAAUUUGGGCGCAGAGAAAUUGAAAUUGCUGAACAAGAUAUGACUGCCCUUGUAUCACUCAGGAAAAGAGCUCAGGGUGAGAAGCCUUUGGCUGGUGCUAAGAUUGCAGGUUGCACUCACAUUACAGCACAGAUUGGGGUGCUGAUUGAGACCCUGUGUGCUUUGGGAGCCCAGUGCCGAUGGUGUGCUUGUAAUAUUUACUCCACUCAGAACGGAGUAGCAGCUGCACUUGCAGAGGCUGGUAUUGCAGUAUUUUCCUGGAAGGGUGAAACAGAAGAAGAUUUUUGGUGGUGCAUUGACUCCUGUGUUAGUGCAGAGGGCUGGCAGCCUAACAUGAUUCUGGAUGAUGGUGGAGAUCUGACUCAUUGGAUUUACAAGAAGUAUCCAGAGAUAUUCAAGAAGAUGAAAGGAAUUGUGGAGGAAAGUGUCACUGGGGUACACAGGCUGUACCAGUUGUCCAAAGCUGGAAAGCUGUGUGUCCCUGCUAUGAAUGUGAAUGACUCGGUAACUAAACAGAAGUUUGACAAUCUGUACUGCUGCAGGGAGUCGAUCCUAGACGGGCUGAAGAGGACAACAGAUGUGAUGUUUGGUGGAAAACAAGUGGUGGUUUGCGGUUAUGGAGAGGUGGGGAAGGGAUGCUGUGCUGCACUGAAAGCUCUGGGAGCAGUUGUAUACAUCACAGAGAUCGAUCCGAUCUGUGCACUCCAAGCCUGCAUGGAUGGUUUUCGGGUUAUCAAGCUAAAUGAAGUCAUCCGUCAGGUGGAUAUUGCCGUCACAUGCACAGGAAACAAAAAUGUAAUAACCCGGGAUCACCUGGAUCGAAUGAAGAAUGGAUGCAUUGUUUGUAACAUGGGCCAUUCAAACACUGAAAUUGAUGUGACCAGUCUGAGGACUGCUGACUUGACAUGGGAGCGGGUAAGAAAUCAAGUGGACCACAUAAUAUGGCCUGAUGGGAAGAGAAUACUCUUACUGGCUGAGGGCCGACUACUUAACCUGAGCUGCUCCACAGUUCCAACCUUUGUGCUGUCAAUCACUGCUACCACCCAGGCUCUUGCACUUAUAGAACUAUACAAUGCACCAGAGGGCCGCUACAGUCGAGAUGUUUACUUGCUGCCAAAGAAGAUGGAUGAGUAUGUUGCCAGCCUACAUUUGCCUUCUUUUGAUGCCCAUCUUACUGAGCUGACAGAUGAUCAAGCAAAAUAUCUUGGAAUCAGUAAGACUGGACCAUUCAAACCAAAUUAUUACAGGUACUAGCUGAGAUAGAUGAGAAUGACUGAAUGAAAGGACCUGUGUUCUGAAAAAAAAAAAAAAAACUAGCACAAAGCAUUUCUCCAUUCAAGAAGGCAUUUUAUUCAGUCUCUUACUACUGUAUCGUUUUACACAUGUGCAUCUUUUUUGGCUUUACUUUCUCUGGAAGAUAAGCCUUCCAAUGUUUUGGAUAUUUAGUGUUGUAUACAACUAUGAAAGGGAGAUUACGGAUCUGUCCAUUAGGGCUGACACAUACUGUUAACUUUGCUACAUAAGGCAGAAAGCCAGAGCCAUGCAAAGCCUUAAAUGAACGCUGUACACUGUGAUAGGGAGAUCAUGACUGCAUAGACCAUUCUGUUAAAAUCCUAUUGCUGUGCUGUUUCUAGAUUUUCUUAGCUUGCUUUUCAGUUUAAAUAACUAUUUUUCCAGCUGGAACAAAUGAAUCAUAAAAAAAUAAACUGUCCCCCUAUCAGUCGUCAUAGAUGCUGUUAAUUAAGAGUCUGAGCUCAGACACAUAAGCUAUAAAUGCUGCCUUGAUUUUUGCACAACAUGAUUGGGGGGCAACAUGGAAUAUGGCAUCUUUUCUGAAUACUCUAAGUGAUCUGACUUAGAUUCUAGACAUUCUACUUUGAAAGCAUUUUUCUUCUUUACUUGAAAGUUGAUGACUGGAAAAGAGUCAGUCUAAUACAAAGCUGUUUGCCAGGCAUGGCUUGAGAAGAGAUAUUAUGAGGCUCCAUAAAAACCACUUUCAAGCAGCAAAAAACAGCAACUGGAGAGACAAGACCAGUAUGGAUUUGCAAAAAGAACUGCAUCGUGUGCUGUUUGCUUCAGUCUACCUAAAACAAUGUAACUGUGUACCAUGUCAUACUAAUGCCAUUGUGGAAUUUUGUACGUCCUCAUUUUGACCGUAUGCAGUUACUGGUUGUGAGCAACUGUAUCAAAUAUAUUUCCGUCUUAGGCACAGCACAACCAGCAUUGUUCUGCUAAGCACUUUUUUCCCCUCCCCAAUUUGCAGUCUGCUGCUUCAAGGAUAGUUUGCAUUACUAGUUUUGUUUUGUGUACCCCGUCUCUGUAGCAGAUUCCAUCGCUACAAGCGUGUAUAUGUGUGUAUAUACAUAUGUUCUAUACAUGAAGUCUGCUAUGAUGCUCUCUGUUGUAGAUCAUAAUCUCAGAAAUUUGUGUGUUCCUUAGUUUUUGGUAUGGUGCUGAAGGAGAAAUCAUCUGGAUAAUGUGGAAAACUGACAGAAGGAUACAGUAUUCACACAGCUAGUUAAGAUGAAAGACAAGCACCUAACAAAAAAAUUUCAAAAGACACAAAGCUAGUAAUGAAACAGCACAGCGGUAUUGCAGUGUACCACUUAAUCUGCUAGAAUACAGCUGAACAGAGCCAUAAAUGUACAAGGUAAAUGUGGUGCUUAAUUUAAUGAAGCCUAAACUUUCAUUAGUUCAUCACUACUUGUUUCUUUUCCCGAGGCGCUCACUUUUUACAUGGUUUUGGUAUUGUGGUUGUAAAUGCCACAUGUGGAAAUGUAGAGCAUAGCAACUUCAAAUACUUCCUUUUCCAUGCCUCAAAAAAAACAUUCUAAAAUAUACUGGAAGUUUCCAUGUCACUUUACAUCCUGGUCAUUCACAUCCAAAACUAAGUCAUAUGUAAUGACCGACAACACUGUUUUAAAGUAACUCAUAUCAGCACUUAUGUACACUUAAGAUGUGCCCACUUCAUAGGUCUCUGAAUUCAGUACUGUUUGGAUUAGUAUUCAUGUUUUGUAUAUAUGCACUGUCACACAGAGAUUUAUGCAGUUUUACGUAAUAAGCCAGUGUUUCUUUCUGUAGUAUCAUGUUCUCUGUGCCCUGCCUCUUCUUUACAUUUGAAAUACGUGUAAUAAUUAUUUUGUUUAAAGCGUGUGUGUGUGUGUGUGUGUGUGUGUGUGUGUGUGUGUGUGUGUGUGUG
Molecule: messenger RNA, 3862 nt
Organism: Protopterus annectens (West African lungfish)
Lineage: Eukaryota; Metazoa; Chordata; Ceratodontiformes; Protopteridae
Product: S-adenosylhomocysteine hydrolase-like protein 1
Exons: 17
Coding region: 346-1917 (523 amino acids)
Biological process (GO): L-methionine cycle
Cellular component (GO): cytosol
Source: RefSeq, a predicted model, not a curated record